AUGAGCGUACCCACGGAUAAUGCUACAUCCGGCGCUGAACAAGAAGGCCAAUCAGAUAAAGUAGUACUUUUACUUAAGGCUACUGGAAAUGCACCAGUUAUGAAAAAAAUGAAAUGGUCUGUUAGCAGGAAGCAGAAAAUACAUUGGGUAGUGGAUUUUAUAAGGAAGUAUAUAUCAUGUGCCCCCUCGGAAUCUCUAUUCCUGUAUGUGAAUCAAUGCUUCGCCCCAGCAAUGGACUCUGAAAUUGGCCCAUUAUUUGAUUGUUUCAGUGUUGAAGGGAAAUUAAUUUUGCAUUACUGUAAAACUCAAGCAUGGGGUUAA
Trichobilharzia szidati is the source of this 321-nucleotide messenger RNA. NCBI's taxonomy places the organism in Eukaryota, Metazoa, Platyhelminthes, Trematoda, Strigeidida, Schistosomatidae. The record is from the annotation of a GenBank genome assembly.